Messenger RNA from Effrenium voratum, 450 nucleotides. NCBI's taxonomy places the organism in Eukaryota, Dinophyceae, Suessiales, Symbiodiniaceae. The record is from the annotation of a GenBank genome assembly.
AUGCAAGCGAGAGCCAUCCCAGCGGAGCUGCAAAAGCUCAUCAGCGAUCUGAUGGCGCUGCCGGCGAUGGACAAAGGGACCAUGGGCGGCAAGUGCAUCCCGCAGACUCUGGCCAUGGAGGAUUUCAUGAUGGAGGAGGUGGGGAUGAAGCCAUUGAACGGGAAGUACUUUGUGCAGGGCGUCAAGGCGUUUGAGCUGAAGACGCCCAUCAAGGACUUCCCACCGGACAAGGAGAUGGUCUUUAAAGGCUCAGGCCAAGAUGGCCGGCCGGCCUUCUUCAAGGCGUCCGUGGCCGAGAUCUUGGAGUGGCAGACGUCCUUCCGGACCUACUACGCUCCUCGGAAGCACUGUAGCUCAGACGUGCGCAAUACUGAGGCCUCAGAUGUCUACGUUGACGAAGAGGGCAAAGACCUGCUGAGUCGAUCUUUGCAGGGCCACUCUGAGGACUGA